Molecule: messenger RNA, 5543 nt
Organism: Oryctolagus cuniculus (rabbit)
Lineage: Eukaryota; Metazoa; Chordata; Mammalia; Lagomorpha; Leporidae
Gene: UHRF2
Product: ubiquitin like with PHD and ring finger domains 2
Biological process (GO): protein ubiquitination; negative regulation of gene expression via chromosomal CpG island methylation
Molecular function (GO): protein binding; ubiquitin protein ligase activity
Source: RefSeq, a predicted model, not a curated record
CGAGAUCCGGGUUGGCGCCGUGACCUCCAUGUGGGAGCCACAGCUCUAUAAGUAAACACUCCGCGCGGCGCAGAUAUGGCUUCUUCCUAUUUGUAAGGCGGAGGCUGCGGUAGCGCCUCGGGCUGGUUCCGGUUUUUGCCUCCUCGGCUCUGCUGGGCGGGUGCGCGGUCUGGGAGUCGCCGCCGCCUGUCCGGCCUGGCGUCCAGUCGCUCUUGCUCUCCCGUGUGCGCGCGCUCGCCUGCUCGUCCGCCCGCCGCGGAGAUCCCGAGCCGCCGCGAAGCGGCUCGGGCCAGGCGGGGCGCAGCGCCCCGAGCAGAGGGGGAGACAAAGGGGGCCACCCCCCCCGCUCCCGUGCCAAGAUGUGGAUCCAGGUUCGCACCAUCGACGGCUCCCAGACACGCACCAUCGAGGACGUUUCUCGCAAAGCUACGAUCGAGGAGCUGCGCGAGCGGGUUUGGGCGCUAUUCGACGUGCGGCCCGAGUGCCAGCGCCUUUUCUACCGGGGCAAGCAGUUGGAGAAUGGAUACACUUUAUUUGACUAUGAUGUUGGACUGAAUGAUAUUAUUCAGCUACUAGUUCGCCCAGACUCUGAUCUUCCUAGCACAUCUAAACAGACUGAUAUGCAGGUCAAACCAUGUUCUAAUAGUCCACCUAAAGUCAAGAAAACUUCAAGAGUGGGAUCUUCCAGUCAACCAUCCACAUCAACUCGUGUCUGUCUUAUUGAUCCUGGCAUUGGACUAUAUAAGGUAAAUGAAUUGGUGGAUGCCAGAGAUGUCGGCCUUGGUGCUUGGUUUGAAGCACAUAUACAUAGUGUUACUAGAGCUUCUGAUGGACAUUCACGUGGCAAAACUCCACUGAAGAAUGGCAGUUCUUAUAAAAGGACUAAUGGAAAUGUAAAUCAUAAUUCCAAAGAGAACACAAAUAAAUUGGACAAUGUACCCUCUACGUCUAAUUCAGACUCUGUUGCUGCUGAUGAAGACGUUAUUUAUCAUAUCCAGUAUGAUGAAUAUCCAGAAAGUGGUACUCUAGAAAUGAAUGUAAAGGAUCUUCGACCACGAGCUAGAACCAUUUUAAAAUGGAAUGAACUAAAUGUUGGUGAUGUGGUAAUGGUUAAUUAUAAUGUAGAAAAUCCAGGAAAAAGAGGUUUUUGGUUUGAUGCGGAAAUUACAACAUUGAAGACAAUCUCAAGGACCAAAAAAGAACUUCGUGUGAAAAUUUUCUUGGGGGGUUCAGAAGGAACAUUAAAUGACUGCGUGGUAAUAUUUGUAGAUGAAAUCUUCAAGAUUGAGAAACCUGGAGCCCAUCCUCUUUCAUUUGCAGAUGGAAAGUUUUUAAGGAAAAAUGACCCUGAAUGUGACCUGUGUGGUGGAGACCCAGAUAAGAAAUGCCGUACUUGCUCCUGUCAUGUAUGUGGUGGGAAACAUGAACCCAACAUGCAGCUUCUGUGUGAUGAAUGUAAUAUGGCCUAUCAUAUUUACUGCCUGAAUCCACCUUUGGAUAAGGUCCCAGAAGAGGAAUACUGGUAUUGUCCUUCCUGUAAAACUGAUUCCAGUGAGGUUGUAAAAGCUGGUGAAAAACUCAAGAUGAGUAAAAAGAAAGCCAAGAUGCCAUCAGCUAGUACUGAAAGCCGGAGAGACUGGGGCAGGGGAAUGGCUUGUGUUGGUCGUACAAAAGAAUGUACUAUUGUCCCUUCUAAUCAUUAUGGACCUAUUCCUGGUAUUCCUGUUGGAUCAACUUGGAGAUUUAGAGUUCAGGUGAGCGAAGCAGGUGUUCACAGACCCCAUGUUGGUGGAAUUCAUGGUCGCAGUAAUGAUGGGGCUUAUUCUCUUGUCCUGGCUGGUGGAUUUGCAGAUGAAGUAGACCGAGGUGAUGAGUUCACAUACACUGGAAGUGGUGGUAAAAAUCUUGCUGGUAAUAAAAGAAUUGGUGCACCAUCAGCUGAUCAAACAUUAACAAAUAUGAACAGGGCAUUGGCCCUAAACUGUGAUGCUCCAUUGGAUGAUAAAAUUGGAGCAGAAUCUCGGAAUUGGAGAGCUGGUAAGCCAGUCAGAGUGAUACGCAGUUUUAAAGGGAGGAAGAUCAGCAAAUAUGCUCCUGAAGAAGGCAACAGAUAUGAUGGCAUUUAUAAGGUGGUGAAAUACUGGCCAGAGAUUUCAUCAAGUCAUGGAUUCUUGGUUUGGCGCUAUCUUUUAAGAAGAGAUGAUGUUGAACCUGCUCCUUGGACCUCAGAAGGAAUUGAACGGUCAAGGAGAUUAUGUCUGCGGCUACAGUAUCCAGCAGGUUACCCUUCAGAUAAAGAAGGGAAGAAGACUAAAGGACAGUCAAAGAAGCAGGCCACUGAAACCACAAAAAGGCCAAUUUCAGAUGAUGAAUCUCCAAGUGCCUCCUCCAAAGUGUUCAAAGCAUCCGAUUCAGCAGAAGCAGUUGAGGCUUUCCAGCUAACUCCUCAGCAGCAACAUCUAAUCAGAGAAGAUGGUCAGAAUCAGAAGUUGUGGGAUGAAGUACUGGCGUCUCUUGUGGAAGGACCAAAUUUUCUGAAAAAAUUAGAACAAUGUUUUAUGUGUGUCUGCUGCCAGGAGCUAGUUUACCAGCCUGUGACAACAGAGUGCUUCCACAAUGUCUGUAAAGAUUGCUUGCAGCGCUCCUUUAAGGCCCAGGUUUUCUCCUGCCCUGCUUGCCGGCAUGAUCUGGGCCCGAAUUACAUCAUGGUUCCCAACGAGGUUCUGCAGAAUCUACUUGACCUUUUCUUCCCUGGCUACAGCAAAGGACGAUGAUCUGUGUACUUCUACCGUGUUGUUCUGGUGGCUUUUUGAACAAUAAAGAAUCUAAAAUGGGUGUAGAGGGUGGAAGCAGUGAUGGACCAUAUCUCUCCCGUUCUGAAGCAGCUAAUCCUCUUCCCCAGGUAGCCAUCAUCUGUGUGUAGUGAGAGGCCCAUUUCUCAACUGUCUUUUAAAUAUCGAAAGGUAGUUCCUGUCAGUAACAACUAGUUUCAAUGAAUAAAACGUCAGAAGCCUCAGCUCUAGUUGAUAUCCAAGUUAUGAUUUAUUUUGCAACUACCUCAGGACAGAAAAGAUUUGUGGGGAUUUUAAAAAUCAUUGAAUAGUUAAAUGAAAUUUUAGCUACACACUGCCUCCCCAAUAUUAGUUGUGCCUGGUUAUUGUAAUUUGAUUUUACCGAAAAGAAGAUGACACGAGUUACUUGGACUGAAUGCAGCUUCUGUAGUAUGCAUAAUUUUUUUCAUGUUCUUCUUCCAUUACAGUGAGUGUUUUGCAAGGACAGGUUCAUUUUUUAGCCUGUUUUGUGAGCCCCAUUGUGCUUUUUUCUGGUGUUUUAUGCAAGUUGACUACUAAUGACUAAUGAGAACAAUAUGAAUGCAUUGUUGCUGCAUUAGUGUCAUGUGGUGUGGUUUUGCACUUAAAAGAGGUAUCAGACGCUCUAGUUGUGAAUGUCCAUGAAAAGCCACUUCUGUACUAGUCAAACUGUUUUUAGUGAGUCUCACCAGUGAUUUUACAUUUACAGAGUAUUGAGGGCUGUGCUGACUUUUGAGAGGAUUGAAAUCGCUUCAUAUUGUGAUCCUAAAUUUUAUAUUCACUAUAUUCCCUAAAGUAUACCUUAAUAAAUAUUUUAUGAUCAGAAAAACAGUUCCUUUUGCUUUACUUUUUACAUUUGUCUGACUUCUGUGUGUUUAAGAAUCAGUUAUUUCCAGAUGUUCUUAUUGUGUAUCUUUACUAAAACAGACAUAUUUUAAUUUUUUUUGGUAAUGAGAACUAUAAGCACUAAGGACAAAUUUUGUUUUGCUUGGUUUUUUAAAAAACAUUUUAUCCUACUAAAUGGGGAAUUUUCCAAAUUAAGAAUCUAAUGACUGUUUUUUUUUUUCCUGUAACUUUUGUCUUAUGUUCAAUUUUAGCAUCCUGAAUGCUAAUUCUUAUAUCCUACAUGUGAGAAUGUUUAAAGACUUUGUUCUGUUCUCUAUACUGCUGUUAUUUUCUUUGGAGAAAAUGUUUAAUGUGAUCAACUCAGUCUUUUCACCUUUAGAUUCAGAUACUAUAUAUAUCUCCAACAUUUAAUGAAUAUUUUCUUUAUACUCGUCACUCGUACAUUUUUACGAGUAUUCAUUGAACCUACUGACAACUCGAAGACACAGCUAUCAUUAGCCCCAUUUUGUGGACAAGCAUCUGUGUACAGAAAGUUGAAAGUGACUUGUCAAAGGUGUACACCAGGCAAGGGCAGAGCUGAUGACCUUUAUUCUUUGCAGGCUUGCACCUAGGAGAUGUAUAUCUGGCAAACUAAGUUCAGUGCUUUUUCUGCACAUAGUUAAAUUCAGAAUCAGGUUCUAGGAAACAAAAACGGUGAUUUUCUUUGAAGAACAAAUUUAAAUAGGACCUUCUUGGAUUGAAAGUGCGUCAUUAAAUUGCAGCAUCCACUGGGCACGCUUCUGCCUGCAGGGGAGGUAAAUAUCUCCCAGUUUAACUGACUCCCAUGGUUAUGCUGUUUACUGUCUUAAUUUUGCUAUAACAUGGUAGACUUGGCAAGAGGGCUGAUUAUAGCCUAACAUGUUGACAGGUGUCAAGAAUGGCCUAAAACUUACUUGUGUUUUAUUCUUUUUGGACUUUUUUUAAAGUCAUAAAGUUUUCUUUAUUCUUUUCUAUUUCUAGAAAAUAGGUACUUUUAGAAGAUAUAACCACAAUAUGAUUGUCACACAUAUUUUUUUAAUUAAUAAUUUCUUCACAUCAUCGAAUUAGUAAAUAUUCCAAUUUCCAUUGUCUCAAAUGUCAUAAAUGGGUGUUUUAAUUGGUUUAUCUGAAUCAAUCUCCAAAUAAAGACCUCAUAUUGUGAUUGAUCGCUAUCUCUUAGGUACCUUUUUUUUUUUAAAGAUUUAUUUGUUUUUAUUUGAAAGUCAUAGUUACACAGAGAGAGAAGGAGAGGCAGAGAGAAAUAGGUCUUCCAUCCGCUGGUUCACGCCCCAGCGCUGAUCUGGAGCCAGGAGCUUCUUCUGGGUCUCCCACAUUGGUUCAGGGGCCCAAAGACUCGGGCCAUCUUCUACUGCUUUCCCAGGCCAUAGCAGAGAGCUGGAAGUGGAGCAGCCGCGACUCGAACCGGCACCCAUAUGGGAUGCCAGCACUGCAGGCGGUGGCCUUACCCGCUGUGCCACAGCGCUGCCCCCUUAACUACUUUUAAAUGUACACAUUCCCUUAUGCUUAUCCUCUAAAUCUUUUUUCCCCCUUUCUUCACCUUUUGCAGUUUGUGUUUUGAAAUGGAAUUGUUUGUUCUCAAGCAUUUUUGACAGAUCUAGCUGAUGUCAUCAUGUGGUGUACGUUAACCUGUUUCUCUUUGUUUUGAUUCAGAUUUUAUUUUCCUUCUUUUAUUAUUUGGCGAAAAUUUCUUCUUAGGUGUUGGGAUUGUCCUUUAAGAGGCACAUAGUAUCUGGUUAUAUUUUAGGUUUACUUUGAAAGGUGAGCUUUUACAACUGGAAUUUAUUAUAUUUGAUAGAUUACAGUGGUUACUGUUGACUGCCCAUCUACAUUCUUACGGGUGGAAUUUUU